GGAUAAGCGUCGCUCUUAGCAUCGGAUUGUGUUACAUUACAUUGCCCGUCACACUGUUACAACAUCUUUAUUGCAUAGAAAGACACCAUGGAGCUGUCAGCAGUGAACCUGUACAACCAGUUUGAGAGUCUCAGAGCCCAGGUCGACGGUCUGAAUGAGAGCAUUGAACCACAGUUCCUCCAGAUGGCAGUGAACUUUGAGGAUUGCCGCAAGAAAUGGCUGCAGGCAGGUGAGGAGCUAGUUUCCUGUAAGGAGAUGCUGGCUAAAGCAGAGACGGAGAGGGGAGCCUUGGAGGUCAAACUAAAACACGCUCGAAACCAGGUGGACGUGGAGAUCCGCCGGCGACAGAAAGCUGAGGCCGUAUAUGAGAAGCUAGAGCGGCAGCUACAGCUGAUCCGAGAGCUGCUGGUUUCAGAGAACAACGGUGGCAGCGUCCUCCUCAGUGAGGAACAGCGUUCAGCCCUGGCCUUCCUCAGUGCCCACUCCCAGGCAGCACAAGCUGCAAAGAGCAACCUCAACUCCAGCCGAAGACUGACUACUAUUGAUGAAUCAGCUUCUUUGCUGUCAGACAUCAGCUACGACCAUACGGAUGACUCUUUGGACUGGGAUUCAUCUGUGAUGAAGAAUGUUAGACUGCACAGGCGACAGAAACGACGUUCCUCCAGAAAACCUUCAGAAGGUCACUUACAGGCAGUGAAAAAGCCUCGCUCUACUGGAUGCCCAUCAGAUAGGAUGAAUGAAUCCAUUGUGGCCAAAACAACCAUCACUGUACCUGUAAAUGGUGGCGCUGUUGAGGCUGUCUCCACCAUUGAGACCGUGCCCUACUGGACGCGCAGCAGAAAGAAGAGCGUUGCUCCAUCUUGGAGUGUUACACCGACUACUGACGACUCUGAAACUGUCAGCGAGACUCCCAGAACACCUGUCUCAGAAUUUCCAGCCCAACUCCAGACUCCCAAAACUAAUGAAGGAGGAAAGAAACAUCACUUCAUCUCCAAAACAGUGAUCCGGUCAGAGUUUUGUGUGUCAUGUGGAAGAAGAACAAAGUUUGGCAAGCUGUAUCUUCGCUGCCAGGAUUGCAGGGCUGUGGCCCAUCCUGAGUGUCGUGACCUGUGUCCCAUGCCCUGUAAUCCUACUGCUCUUAAUACUCCUGUCAAGAACACAGAGUCUACUCUGGCUGACUUUGCUCCACUCACUGCUCCAAUGAUCCCUGCUUUGGUUAUCUACUGCAUUAAGGAGAUUGAAAAAAGAGGCCUACAUGAGGUUGGCCUGUACAGAGUCUCUGGCCAUGAGCGUGUGGUGAAAGAGCUGAAGGAAAAGCUCAUUAGAGGAAAGACUCUACCUCCUCUUAACAAAGUCGAAGACAUUAAUGUCAUUGCAGGCGUCCUCAAAGACUUCCUCAGAAACCUUCCAGAGCCACUGCUCACCUUCCACCUCAACAAAACCUUCAUGGAAGCAGCGGAAAUCCAGGAUGAUGACAACAGUCUUGCUAUGUUGUAUCAGACGAUGAGUGAGCUGCCUCAACCAAACCGAGACACACUGGCCUGUCUGAUGAUCCAUCUGCAGAAGGUGUCUCGAAGUGUGGACACCAAGAUGGAUGUAAAUAACCUGGCCAGGGUGUUUGGCCCCACCCUUGUAGGUCAUGCUGUUCCUAACCCAGACCCUAUGACCAUCCUGCACGACACCAACAGGCAACCAAGGGUUAUAGAGCGCUUGCUCAGUAUUCCAGACAGCUAUUGGAGCCAGUUUGCUUAUCCAGAUAAUGCAAGCAUUGACAAUGCUCACAACACUGACACUCCAAACCACAAAGUGAGCAUACUCGGGCCAGUAACUACUCCAGAGCACCAGAUGAUGGCCAAAACACCUUCCUCCAGUUCACUGUCUCAGCGCAUGAAGCAGACCCUCUCCAGUACCACCUUAUUUGGGAGCAAGAGCAAAGCGACAUCUGCCUGUAAUCGCCAGGGAAGCUUCUUUGCUUCCCCCCAGCUGAAGUAAUGGUAACGAAAGAAAAACCCCUCACUACAUUAUGCUUUUAGGUUACUUACUGCAGUAAAUGAAUAUAUAUGUAUAUUUAUAUAAUCA
Messenger RNA from Pelmatolapia mariae (spotted tilapia), 2079 nucleotides. RefSeq names its product rac GTPase-activating protein 1-like. Gene Ontology annotation, molecular function: GTPase activator activity. Bases 88 to 1992 code for a protein of 634 amino acids. Gene Ontology annotation, cellular component: spindle midzone; nucleus; cleavage furrow. The transcript is spliced from 17 exons. NCBI's taxonomy places the organism in Eukaryota, Metazoa, Chordata, Actinopteri, Cichliformes, Cichlidae. The record is from RefSeq and is a predicted model, not a curated record. Gene Ontology annotation, biological process: mitotic spindle midzone assembly; mitotic cytokinesis; Rho protein signal transduction.